Molecule: messenger RNA, 1203 nt
Organism: Ctenocephalides felis (cat flea)
Lineage: Eukaryota; Metazoa; Arthropoda; Insecta; Siphonaptera; Pulicidae
Exons: 7
Coding region: 1-1203 (400 amino acids)
Biological process (GO): innate immune response; central nervous system formation; regulation of Toll signaling pathway
Cellular component (GO): extracellular region
Molecular function (GO): Toll binding; growth factor activity
Source: RefSeq, a predicted model, not a curated record
AUGGAGAACCUUGGCGAAGAUAACCAUCUCCUCUGCUUACCCGCCACACUACCUCGACUUCUGGCAGCACGACCCCCAGCCUAUUCGCCCCAAGGAGACUCCUGGAACUCGGACCCCCUAUCGGCUUCAGCAGAUCGUUCUUCAUCCCGUCGCAUUGACUCGUCCCCAUCAGGCGACUUCCACCACAAUCAUCACCAGCAAUAUCCAGAACGCCGAUAUGAUGGUAGACACGACUACGGAGAAGGCGUCCAGAACCGCACCGGAGGGGACGGUGUUGGCGUUCGUGUGGCUGACGGUCCUGGCCCAAAUGUUCAGGGCCAGGGUCACGGCGUCGUCGGCGGGUUCCCGAACCAGAUCGGUACAGGAGGACAUUCGGGGAGGAGGAAAGUUAGGCCGCACGUAAAUGGUCGUAGAGGCAGACGUAACGAAACUGCAUUUAUUCAUGAUAUAAAUAAUGGGGCCCCUCAAGUACACAGACGCAAUGGUACCUUAGUUUUGGUAUAUCCUACUCAGAAACCAACACUCACGAGAGGCGGCGAGGGACCAGAAUCCGAAGGACCCGAUAUAUUUUUCCCUACCGACCGACCCAACAGCGGAAUGACCCCUGUGAUAGCGGACAGAAACAAAGGUCUAGAGUGCGCCCGCGGGAGCACCUUUUGCGAAAAAGUAGAAGGCUACCCGAAAGAAUUCUUGUCGACGAUUCUGCAAAAGGAGGCAAGAAAAUACAUGGAUCUGUUUGGUGAGGACCAGGUACGACAAAAAACUGUGGAAAGUGUUGUCAAUGUUACAAAUCGUAUCGAUUCGAAUGACGAUGAGCCUUUAUGUGCAUCCAAGGAAGAAAUUGUGUACCCUCAAGCGGCUCAAAAUAAGGACGACCAAUGGCUUUAUAUAAUCAAUCAAGAAGGAUAUACGCAAGGAGUUCGUAUUGAGAAAUGCGCGGACACCAGCGGUCAAUGCGGUUCCUUACAAUUGCCGCUCAAUUACGAAACCGGCUGCAAACAGAAAUACAUUUACCGCAAACUGUUGGCGGUAAACGGAACUGGCAUUGUUUCUGAUAGUUUUCGGCUUCCGAGCUGCUGCGCCUGCUACAUUCGAAAUUCAGGAGCAGCAAGUAGAAUCGCCGGAAAUCCAUUCAAUGCUUCAUCCAGACAAAGCUCGGUCCUGGACAAGUCCAGGACGGCUGCAUCGACAGGAUACAAUUAA